Cynoglossus semilaevis (tongue sole) is the source of this 1006-nucleotide messenger RNA. Its product is annotated as immunoglobulin lambda-1 light chain-like. The coding region runs from base 113 to 838 and encodes 241 amino acids. The record is from RefSeq and is a predicted model, not a curated record. The transcript is spliced from 4 exons. NCBI's taxonomy places the organism in Eukaryota, Metazoa, Chordata, Actinopteri, Pleuronectiformes, Cynoglossidae.
CACCUCCUCCACCUCCUCCUCCUCCUCCCUCAGUGUCUUUAUAAGCUUCAGUCUCCCUCUUCUCCUCACUCUCCUCACCCUGCUCACCUCUCUGUCACCACACACUGACAACAUGCUGGGGAUCCUCUGCACUCUCAUCACUGCUCUCACAUAUGUUGAUGCAGCAAAAGUUCUGACCCAGACUCCUGCUGUUCAUGCAGUCACUGCAGGACAACAGGUUGUUCUCAACUGUAACAUUCAGAGACAUGAUAAUGAUUAUGUCAGAUGGUAUAAACAGGUUCCUGGUGGAGUUCCUCAGUGGGUUCUUGGCUAUCGUCACAGUGAUAGUCUAAAACACUAUGGAUCAGGAUUCUCCUCAGACAGAUUCAACUCUAAACCCACAUCAGACAUUGAUUAUCAGUUCAUUAUUAAACAGACAGAGACAGGAGACUCUGCUCAGUAUUUCUGUCUGACGUGGGAUGACUCUGCUAAGGAGGAUGUAUUCGGACAAGGCAGCAAGCUGAUUGUCACAGACUCCAGGCUCUCUCCUCCUGUCCUGACUGUCUUCCCUCCGUCCCGCUCUGAGCUCCAGUCCAAAGAAGUCACUCUGGUCUGUCUGUCCAGUCAGUCUGUGCCUUUUGCAGAUGUGACCUGGUUGGUUGGUGGGACCACAGUGAACAGUGGCGUCUCCACCAGCACCGCCAUUCAGCAACCGGACCAGAGCUUCAGAAUCAGCAGCCAUCUGACCAUCCAGACGUCAGACUGGAACAUGGACAAGCGUUACACAUGUAAAGUGUCUCUGGGCUCCCAGACUUCAGAGAAAGACAUCAACAAGUCCACCUGUGUCACUGAAGAAUAACAGAGGAGCAGAACGACCAUUGAAAAGCUGCUUCUUUCCUCUUUGUGCUGUUUCUCCUUCAGCUUCAAUCUGCUUGGAAAACAUGUUGUAGACGUUGGACAGAGCCGUUGGGUCAGAUUUGUAGUUGCUGCAUUGUAUUCAAUAAAAGCAUUCUGAUUAAAACAAAAA